Molecule: messenger RNA, 2844 nt
Organism: Portunus trituberculatus (swimming crab)
Lineage: Eukaryota; Metazoa; Arthropoda; Malacostraca; Decapoda; Portunidae
Product: retinoid-inducible serine carboxypeptidase-like
Exons: 9
Coding region: 17-2116 (699 amino acids)
Biological process (GO): proteolysis
Molecular function (GO): serine-type carboxypeptidase activity
Source: RefSeq, a predicted model, not a curated record
UUGAGUGGGCGACGCAAUGAUAACACUGAUUACGGAGUGCAAGUCAACAGGGGUCCCAGCGCGCGCUGCACGCCGCCACUCGGCUCCCUCACCUUGCAGCAUGAAGGUGUUUGUCCUGAUUUUAGCUUUCGCCGCCCUCGCCGCCGCCUCUCAGGGUGCCGGCCGGGAACAUCACGAGGAACAUUUCGGGUAUGUAGAGGUACGUCCCGGCGCCCACAUGUUCUGGGUGAUGUACCAUACGGACCUACCAGGCAACCAUACUGAACACCCGCUCAUCAUGUGGCUCCAGGGCGGCCCAGGUGCUUCAGGGGUCGGUUACGGCAAUUUUGAAGAGCUGGGACCUUUUGACAUCAACGGCAACGCGAGGGAGCACGCCUGGACCAAGAAAGCCAACCUGCUGUUCGUGGACAACCCGGUGGGUACUGGGUAUAGUUACGUGGAGGACAUUUCGUUGCUCACAACCAACAAUGCCAUAAUUGCCUCAGACCUGGUAGCAGUUAUCAAAUCCGUCUUCACCCAAUACACAGAUAUGCAAAUCAUGCCAUUCUACGUUUUUGCCGAGUCAUAUGGAGGAAAAAUGACCGUCGACUUCGCUCUUGAGUUUGAAAAGGCCAUUAAGAACGGCGAGGUAGUGAGCGAUUUCCGCGGCGUGGCCCUCGGGGAUUCCUGGAUCAGCCCUAUGGACUCUGUGAACACCUGGGGCACUUUCCUCUACCAAAUGGGAAUCGUCAACCGAAAUGGAUUGGAAGCGAUCGACAGUGCUGCUGCAGAAGCACAAGCUGCCGUGGACGCCGGGCGAUGGAUUGAGGCCACCAACAAAUGGAGCUACGCCGAGUACGUGGUGAUGGAAUACGGCAACAACGUUAAUUUUUACAAUGUGUUGGCCAAGAAUGAUAUCUACAGACUGAAGAAGGACACCAACGCAACCGAACUUUCCUUCAUGUCGUCCCAUGUUCGCAGGCUGUACGAGAACCACGUGGAGCACCUGACCCGCGACGCGCUGGGUGACUACAUGAACGGCCCGCAGGCGGAUGAGUGGGGCAUCCCGGAACACGUGAAGUGGGGCAGCCAGGGUGGUUUGGUGUUCGAUGCUCUUGCAGGAGACUUCAUGAAGCCAGUCAUAGAGUCUGUGGUGAAGCUGUUAACUGAAACAGACCUGGAGGUGGUGGUCUUCACUGGCAACCUGGAUCUCAUCUGUGAUACUCCAGGUACAUACAGGUGGAUUGAAAACAUGGAGUGGUCAGGAAAACCCGAAUUUAUGGCUGCCUCCAACCAACCUAUCACAAUCCCCAUCUAUACUGCCACUGCUGCCACCAUUCAGAAGGCAAAGCGAUUCUCCUUGUACACCAUCAUGAACUCAGGACACAUGGUACCGAUUGACGCCCCUGAGAUGGCCCUCGAGAUGUUGGAUAUGAUCUUUAGGUCGUCGAAGAAAACAUCGAAGCAAGGAAAAACCGAUAAGCAUGAAGCACCUAAGCAGGACGCCACAGAACCUAAAGAAAAGUCUGUACAGGAAAAACUUAGUUUGAAGUACCUAAAAGCAGAGGCACUAAAGCAGGAGGCUAAGAAGGAGCAGGAGGCAGCCAAGCAAGUGAAGGAAGAGAAGUCGCAAGAGGAGAGCGAGGAGAUCAGCCAGGAGGAACCCAAGACGCAGAAAGGAAAGAAAGAUGACAAAAAGAAGGAAGUGUCUCAGGAGAAGAAGGUACCUAAAGAAAAGCCGCCUAAAAAGUCAUCCAAGGAAGAAAAAGUAACUAAGCAGGAGAAACAGAAACAAGAAAAGCAGAAGCAGGAGAAAUCACCCAAGCAGGAAGAGUUUAAACAGAAGGAAAACAAACACGAGGCAGCUCCAAAGCAAGAGAAAUACAAGCAGAAAGUAGCCAGACCAGACAAGUACAAGCAGAAGACACCUGAACAAAAGGAAAAGAAGCAGGAAAAGGCUCCCAGGAAGAAGGAACCUGAGCAGAAGCCCCUCAAGCAAGAAGCCAAGAAAGUUAUCAACAAGGCCAAAGCAAAGGUUGUAGCUUCCCGCCAGCAGCAGCAGCAGCAGCAACAGCAGCGGGACCGCCCAAUUGGUCACAACCCCGGGCCAUUCCCUGACGCCCCUCGUAGACGUUAGGGUGGUCCGGACCUUGUCUCGUCUCGCCUCAGUGCAAUUACUCGCAGGAAACUUCUAGCAACAACAUUCUAAAUUAAAGAAAAAUGGUUUGAAGACGGCUGUCUGUUAGAAGAGCAUAUACUAAGAUUUUAUAUUUCAAUCUAAAACUUAAGUUGAGUGAAUGUUUAGUAAUAAAUAUUGUUCGACUUUGCAUAAAUUGUUUUUUGUCAGUGCUUUGAUUGGCUUGACUUCUUGACAAAUGCUCAUGUCUCGUAUCCUUGUUGAGUUUCUCUCCUCCCCAUCGCCCUCAUCGACAGCGGCAGAACAACAAAGUCUCUCGCUACUACGACACAAGGAAGACUUAUCAAACUUCGCCUUAGGGGAAGUUUGUUGAAGAUUCAUUUAUAAUCCCUAGUCCCUUGUAACUGAAAGCUUCAUGUUGAACUUUUCUUGGUAAUUAUGAUGUUUCCUCUGUACAAUCUCAGAGGCUUUACACUCAUGCUUACACUUCAUCAGGUACAGUGUGUGUGUGUGUGUGUGUGUGUGUGUGUGUGUGUGUGUGUGUGUGUGUGUGUGUGUGUGUGUGUGUGUGUGAGCAAUGCGAUAACUACUUUUGGUGUGUUUUUUGUCAUGAUCCAUGGAAUUUACAGCAAGAAUUGUAUAAUAAUAUCCUGGAUUUCUUUUACUUUGGUGAUGUGAUUAUUUGCUAUGCCACGUACAAAAGCAAAUAAAUAAAAGUGGUGUUGCUG